AUGAGUGCAUCAAAAAACACAAACCUUGGUGAUCCCCAAAAGAAACCACCAUCAUCAACUUUAAAGCUACUUGGUGUUUCAAUGAAGCGCUAUCAAGAGGAAUUGCCAGCUACAACACCAUUCAAUUUUGAAUAUGUCAAAAAAUUUGAAUGCCAAUACUGUCACCGAGGUUUUGCUAAUUCUCAAGCUUUAGGUGGCCAUCAAAAUGCACACAAGAGAGAACGUCAACGUGCAAAGCGAGCCCUGUACUUCUUCAAAGAUCAUCAACAUCAACGGAUCAAACCAGCAGGUCCCAUUAUCAAUGCACAUGCAGCUAGAUCCGGGCCGUUGAUUUGCGCGAGUGGGUCUAGAAGUAUUAAAGCAGCAGCUGGGGUAGCUAGGUUUGAGUGUCCAGCACAAUCACCAUCGUUGUUAAUGUUUGAUCAUAUAGAUCCUCGUCCACUUGUGGGCCCAAUAGGUGCGGGGGCUAUAUCAGCAACUUCUUUGAUUGCAGAAGAUGAAGGAGCUGGGGUUGAUCUUCACUUGCGACUAGCACCCAUACAUCCUUAG
Populus nigra (black poplar) is the source of this 549-nucleotide messenger RNA. Its product is annotated as zinc finger protein KNUCKLES-like. The record is from RefSeq and is a predicted model, not a curated record. The coding region runs from base 1 to 549 and encodes 182 amino acids. Gene Ontology annotation, cellular component: nucleus. Gene Ontology annotation, molecular function: DNA-binding transcription factor activity; transcription cis-regulatory region binding. NCBI's taxonomy places the organism in Eukaryota, Viridiplantae, Streptophyta, Magnoliopsida, Malpighiales, Salicaceae. The transcript has a single exon. Gene Ontology annotation, biological process: trichome differentiation; gibberellic acid mediated signaling pathway; cytokinin-activated signaling pathway.